AUGUCCAAUUAUGAAUUCUCUCCUCUUGGUAGGAUAUGGCUUGGUUGGGACCCAAAGGAGAUUGAGAUGGACCUUCACUACUCUUCUUCUCAACUCAUCCAUGCUCAAACAAGGUUGAUUCACAUGGAUAAAACUUGUAUGCUUACAGUAGUAUACGGUGAACACACUUUUAUGAAUCGAAGACACUUGUGGGCUGAUCUCAUUCGGCUCGCCUCAUGUGAUAUCCCUUGGCUUGUUGCUGGUGAUUUCAAUGCGAUUAGAGAUUCAGACGAUAGAGUAGGCAGCUCCACUCCGUGGAUUCCCGCUUUUGAUGAUCUUAAGGAAUGCCUAAACCAAGCGGGACUGGAGGAUCUCCGUUAUGUAGGAUGCAGAUACACUUGGUCGCACUCCUCAGGAGCAAACCGGAAAAUGCGUAAAAUUGACCGAGUACUUACCAAUGAUAUUUGGUCUCAAAUCUUCUCAUACUCGGAAGCUAAUUUCCUUCCUUCUGGUAUCUCGGAUCAUUCCCCAAUGGUGAUCAAGAUUGUUCCUCCGCCUACUUCCAACAAGCCUUUCAAGUUUUUCAACUUUUGGGCUUCUCAUCCUUUAUUUCUGGAUUUAGUCACUCAAGUUUGGCAUUCACAUAUUGUGGGUUCUCCUAUGUUCCAAGUUUGCUGCAAACUUAAAGCUCUCAAGGCUCAGUUGAAACUCUUGAACCGUAGCUCCUUCUCGGAGAUUUCCACAAGAACAGAACAGGCUAGAUCGGACCUAUUCCUUGUUCAGUCGGCCUUGGACUUGAACCCUUUCAACCAGAGCCUUCUUGAAAGAGAAGUGGAGCUUCAAAGAACCUUUUCCGACCUUAGACUACAAGAAGAAUCCUUUUACAGGCAAAAAUCCAGAAUCCGGUGGAUUAAGGAAGGGGACAUGAAUACCAAGUUCUUUCAUCAUCAUGUCAACCAUAGACGUCUUCAUAAUAGAAUCUUAUCUGUUUCGACAGGAGAUGGGGAGUUUAUUACUGAACCAUUGGCGGUCAAGAACCACAUUGUAUGUCACUUUCAGCAACUACUCACCAGUAGUCCAACUAAUAUUCAGCCUCGAUCCGGGAGGUGGGUGGCUUUAUUGACGGGACUUUAG
Syzygium oleosum is the source of this 1113-nucleotide messenger RNA. RefSeq lists its product as uncharacterized. Lineage: Eukaryota; Viridiplantae; Streptophyta; Magnoliopsida; Myrtales; Myrtaceae. The coding region runs from base 1 to 1113 and encodes 370 amino acids. Gene Ontology annotation, molecular function: catalytic activity. The record is from RefSeq and is a predicted model, not a curated record. The transcript has a single exon.